AUGGAGGACGACACAGAGCCGAGCCAGUCCUUAUACUCUAUGGUAUUGCUCCAGGCCCCGUUCACAGAAGCUCGGCGUACCAUAAUCUCCAAACCUGCACGGCGAGCCUAUAUCAAUACCAUCCUCUUCUGCCUCACCUCCGCCGCCCUUCUCUGCAUUUCCAUUGUCGCAUAUUGGAUCUUCUACUACAACUAUGUGCCGCAGAUCUCUCUGGAGCGACAAGUUCAUCUACAAUUCGGUGAUGGACACCCUUAUGGCACUGCGACGUUGGGCACAGAAUUGAUCGCUGCACAACAAUAUGAUGUCAGCGUCGUUCUGUACCUCCCGCGCAGCCCGCCCAACCUCGCCGCUGGCAAUUUCAUGGUUGAUCUUGCGUUAUUCUCUUCUGCGAAAACAAAUACGAAUACAAACGAGGCAAGUUCUAUUGAAAGUUCGCGGAGGCCUGCAAUUAUGACUUAUACAUCCCCGAUGGUGGAUACAGCCAAGAGGGUGUCAAAAAUGCCACUCUACCUGCUCGGAUGGCAGAGGGAGGCAGAGGGCUUGAAGGUUAACAUGAUGGAUCGGGUGGAGUUUGGAAGAAAAAAAGGGGCUAUGCCAAAGACAUUGAGGCUGGAGAUUGAGAGUGAGGAGAAAAUACAGGUGUAUAGUGCUGUCGUCAAAUUCGACGCGAAGUUUAACGGGCUAAGAUGGAUUAUGUAUAAUUGGAAAAUUUUCUCCAUUCUGACAUUCACGUUGACCUUCUGGGCCGUUUCAAUGCUCUUCACAUCUCUAGUGUGGGUAGCUCUGGCGAGUCUGGCAGAGCCAACAGUAAGAAGGAAUCCAAAAUUAAAAGAUGAGACUGAAGAGGAAGAAAAUAGCAGUGGCAUUUCUGUCAAAGAAGAGGAGGGAAGUGAUGGUGAAGGUGCUUCUUCCAAGCUUACUAUGCCACACGAAAGACGCAUGAGCGAUGAACAAGAGAAGAUUAAACGGGAAGAAAAUACCGAAGAAUAUACGGUGAUUCAGACAUUGGCUGGAAGCGACCAGCCCGAAGCUGAAGCAGGUACGCACCCAGUUGGUACCAGCACGUCAUCGCAAACAACUGCAACGGAUAACUCGGAGCUGGUCGCCCAGAGGCGCAGAGGCAAUCGCUCCAACGGCCAGCUUCACACGCUCGAAUCCGCUGGCCAUGUAGUCUCUGUCGUCCUCCCGCACAGACAGCGGUCAUGGAUCGGUAAAGCCCACCUCGUUGGAGCGACCGUGAAGCCUACAUACUUCCGCCCGGGCACCCUCCACAAAGACGACGGCACCAUCCACCACCUUCCUUUGGGAGCAGAGGGAGAAAACGAUAAUAUGGAGCCGAUAGUAAACGAGUGGAUCCUCAUUGAUUCCACACCCGCCAGCUGCGUCCAGAUCGGACUAUUCCACUACUUCAAGGACCGCGGGCCCAUUGACCUUGUUAUCUCUGGGCCUAACUACGGUAGAAACUCAACUGCCGUCUUUGCGCUCUCGAGCGGCACACUUGGUGGUGCGUUGGAGGCUGCAGUAUGUGGAUACAGGUCAAUUGCUCUCUCGUACGCCUUCAGCUCGCGGGACCAUGAUCCUGUCGUCAUUGCGGAAGCGUCGAGACAUUCUGUACACCUAAUUGGACAUCUGUAUAAGAACUGGGAGGAAGAUGUUGAUUUUUACAGCAUAAAUGUACCCCUCGAAGCCGGGGUCAGCGAAGCUAAAAUCCUCUACACCAAUAUCCUAGAUAAUCGUUGGACCUCUGGGAGCUGUUUCGAAGCCAUAGAUGCUGCGGAAAGUGGGGAGGGCCCAGAUUUGCAGGAGCAGAAGUUACGACAGGCUGGGGAAGUAGAUGCCGGGUUGGGGAAAGGGACGAAACCGGGAACAGGCACAACCACACCAGGACAUCGGCAUAUGCAUUUCAAGUGGGCGCCAAAGUUUUCGGAUGUUUACAAGAGCGUAGAUCUUGGUCCUCCAGGGAAUGAUGGAUGGACAGUUAAGGAGGGGAUGACAAGCGUUACCCGCUUGAAAGCGAAUUUUAUGCACUCAUCAAGACCUUUGGGAGAAAUUCAGAUACCCUUCAAAACACCCAUAUUCUAUGCUCUAGUGGAAUGCCAGGACUCAUAUGUGCAACCCCUUGUAAUCCAAGCCCUACGGACACGCCUGCACGGAAUCCCUUACGAAUUGAUAUUUUCCAUUCGUGAACUUCCCAACCCCUCGUCUCCCCUACUACAAUACCGAGUGUACGAACAAUGCGAUUUUGAGCACGUCUUAUCCCAUCCUACAACUUCAUUGGUAAACGCCUAUGUCAUCCGCAAAGCGCUGAUUAGGAAACACUACUUAUCAAGCUCGGUGUCGAACUGGGUGGCUAAACAUCCCGACAGCAUUUUAAAUGCGCACGUCAAGCCAGCUGUCCAUUUUGAGCUGGAUUAUGCGGAGUUUCUUGACGAGGCGCUGGUCGAGGCAUAUGAGUUAAAGGAGAGCUUCCAGGCUAAUGAGGGAAAGGGAGAGGCUGAAAAGGAGUGGUGGAUUCUAAAACCCGGGAUGAGCGAUAGAGGGCGGGGGAUUCGCUUAUUUAAUAGCGAAUCAGGGCUGCGGGAGAUCUUCGAGGGGUGGGAAGACGACCAACCCGAUUCCGAGGAUGGCGAGGAUAGUGAAAACGGGAAGGUCGUCGCCAACGGCAAUGGAAAAUUAAACUAUGAUGAUAACCGUGACGAUGACUAUGGAAUCAUCACCUCGCAGCUCCGCCAUUUCAUAGCGCAGCCAUAUAUCCACCCGCCUCUCCUGCUUCCAUCGGAGUCGAAUAGGAAAUUCCACAUCCGCACAUAUGUGCUAGCUGUUGGCUCGCUGCAGGUUUAUGUCUACAGGGAAAUGCUCGCACUAUUCGCUGAGGAGCCGUAUCUGUCUCCCUGGGACAGCAGUGGUGCCGGCGUCGACGACCUUACCCGUCACCUGACAAAUACAUGUCUGCAAACCGGUCGCAGCGGUACUGCCAAACAGAACUCCGUUCGGCGCUUUUGGGCACUCGAGGAUACCGCCGUCCCCUCUCUUUCCUCCUCCUCUCCGCCAACUUCAGGAGAACCCAACUCUAGCAUCAACUGGAAAGAAAGCGUAUACCAGAAGAUCUGCGCUGUUACAGGUGAAGUCUUCGAAGCAGCGGCACGGGGUAUGCUGGUGCAUUUCCAGACGUUGCCGAAUGCGUUUGAGGUGUUCGGCGUUGAUUUCCUGGUCGACAGUCGUGGCAAGGUAUGGCUGUUGGAGCUAAAUGCGUUCCCGGACUUCCGGCAGACGGGUGACGAGCUAAAGGGGGAUGUCGUCGGUAAGCUGUUUGAGGCGGUGGUGGAGGUUGCUGUAAAGCCAUUUUUUGGUAUUGAGAAAGAUAUUGAGCGGGCUAAAGCACGGGCUGCACAGUUGGGGUUGCAGCUGGUUAGAGAUUUGGAUAUGGGGAUGAAGAGGUGA
Molecule: messenger RNA, 3441 nt
Organism: Histoplasma mississippiense
Lineage: Eukaryota; Fungi; Ascomycota; Eurotiomycetes; Onygenales; Ajellomycetaceae
Exons: 8
Coding region: 1-3441 (1146 amino acids)
Biological process (GO): protein modification process; lipid storage
Cellular component (GO): P-body
Molecular function (GO): hydrolase activity
Source: RefSeq, a predicted model, not a curated record